AUGAGACUCACGACCAUCAUCGCAACGUUCGUCGCCUUUGCUGAAGCAACCAGCAUUCCCAGCACCGGCACUACCUCGCUGAGAGAAGAGGCCAUAAAGAAUAACCUGCUCUUGGGGUCUGGGGCUAUCAAUCCAUCCUAUCUCAACGACUCUCAGUUUCGUGCCGUCCUUUCCAAGCAGUUCAACAGUCUCUCUCCUGAGAAUGAACUGAAAUGGACCUUUGUCCAUCCUGCCAAAUGCCAAUAUGAUUGGCACAAGCUCGACCGUCUUGUCAAAUUCGCCGAUGCCAAUAAUAUGAAAGUCAAGGGCCAUGGCCUUCUUUCGCCAUGCUGUAACCCGGAUUACCUCCUCAACAUAACUUCUCCUGAAGCCCUCCGUGCUGAAAUCACCAAUCACUUUGAGGCCAUUAUGCAUCGGUACCGCGGUAAGAUGGAUCGAUGGGACGUUGUCUCCGAGGCCCUCAAGACCAACGGCAGCGGUUUGGCACCGAACCACUUUUACGACACCCUGGGUCCCGGUUGGGUUGAGGACGCCUUUCGCAUAGCCCGAGCAGCAGACCCAGACGCCAAGCUGUUUCUCAAUGAGAAUCUCGUCGAGGUGCAACCAAAGAAGCGUCAAGAACUUUACGACAUGGUUUCUGCACUCGUACACAAAGGCGUCCCUAUCGAUGGGAUCGCUCUGCAGAUGCAUAUCACCCUCGAGCCCUUGGUACCUGGUGUCAUUCGAGAAAUGGUUGAAUCUUACAGAGCAAUUGGGCUCCAGGUCACCAUUGCUGAAAUGGAUGUUCAUACGUAUAACGUAACCCAACAAGCUGAGAUAUAUGGCGACACCGUCAAGGAAGCUCUAGACGCAGGCAUCACUGAUAUAAGUUUCUGGGGCUUUACAGACAAGCACUUGUACACGUGGCUCCCGGGAGCCAAGCCGUUGAUGUUCAACGAGACCUAUUACCCCAAGAGUGCUUUCUACUCGACCCAUAGUGUCCUCACUGACUUUAAUGAGAGGUUAUGA
Fusarium oxysporum Fo47 is the source of this 1008-nucleotide messenger RNA. Its product is annotated as tomatinase. Bases 1 to 1008 code for a protein of 335 amino acids. Gene Ontology annotation, molecular function: hydrolase activity, hydrolyzing O-glycosyl compounds. Lineage: Eukaryota; Fungi; Ascomycota; Sordariomycetes; Hypocreales; Nectriaceae. Gene Ontology annotation, biological process: carbohydrate metabolic process. The transcript has a single exon. The record is from RefSeq and is a predicted model, not a curated record.